Messenger RNA from Globicephala melas (long-finned pilot whale), 882 nucleotides. RefSeq names its product lysine-rich coiled-coil protein 1-like. Lineage: Eukaryota; Metazoa; Chordata; Mammalia; Artiodactyla; Delphinidae. The record is from RefSeq and is a predicted model, not a curated record.
CUAUUUGGGGAAAGUUCAUGCUAAGAAACUGAAGCAAUUAAUGGGUGAAUAUGAUCAAAUUUCUCCAUCAAGUUCUCAACCUGAUAAGGAGAAUCCCUUGUCAAUCUAAUGAAUCAUUCAAAGAAGACAUCUGACUCUUUUCAGGAUGAACUUGAAGAUUAUAUCAAAGUGCAGAAAACCAGAGGCUUAGAGCCAAAUACUUGUUUCAGAAAGAUGAGAGAGGAUUAUUUGGAAACCUGUGGAUACAAAGAAGAGGUUGAUUCUAGACCCAGGUGUAGAAUGUUUAAUCAAAGACUCCCUUAUGAACCCGUCCAGACCUACCAAAGACCAUGCAAUAUUUCACAAGCAGUGGAGAAGCGGUUACCUCAGUGGCUACCAGCUUAUGACAGCAGGCUGAGACUAGACUCCCUGAGCAACUGUCAAUUCACCAGGGACUGUUUCUCAGGAAAACCAGUAGCCCUGAACUUUAGUCAACAAGAGUAUAACUGUAGCUCAUACAGUGUAGAAUCUGGAGUUUACAGGCAUCUCUCCUUAGAAAACAGUACCAGUGCCCAUCAAACUAGUUAUAAACAGAUACAUCAGAAGAGAAAAAGACACCCAGAGGAAGGCUGGGAUAAACCAGAAGAGGAGCGGCCCAAGCAUAAGAGGAAGAAAGCUUAUGAGGAAAUAGACUUAGACAAACACAAGAGCAUCCAAAGAAACAAAACAGAGGUGGAAACAGUCAGAGUCAGUACAGAAAAGCUUAAGAACUGAAAGGACAAAAAAAGCCAAGAUGUAGCCUCUAAGAAAGAGGAAUGUAAGCGUAGAAAAGAGAAAAAGGAACAAGGGAAAGAAAGGACAGAAGAGGAGCUGCUUUGGGACCAGUCUAUCCUUGGAUUUUAA